UAGAUCGCGCUCAGCUAAUCCAUCCCAAAGUGAGCCUGGGACCGCAGACCUUGUCUUUGCUGAGGAGGAAAUUCGGCCGUGUCAGCCUCGGAGGGUGAGGUUUUGCAAUAUGCUUAUUCCAGUGUCAUUGCAGGCAGAUGAUGACAGCAGUGACGUGUUGUCCCCAUCUCCCCAGCCCGGCUGCCCCUCCUGCCCCUCUCCUCCAGUGGGGCCCAGGGAUAUGGUGGCUGUGGAGCCAGCUGGGCUCACCGAGGCGCCUGCAAGCAGGUUGCCCUUUUCUUGCGGACCAGAGAGUUUUCUGUUCCAUCCAGUGGCGUGAUCCGAGUCACUGUGCAGUUGUGUAGUUGUUAGGUUGGAUGCAAACAGCAGGAAGGUGGUGGGGGCCAGGGGGGCGAGGGGAAACAUGUCUGCUAGCUGGAGCCUGCUGUGGCAUCCUCCACACAGGGACCUUGGUGGCCACUGUGGUCUGCAGGAUGUUGAGGUUCUCCACCGGUGAGAGUCCCGUCACUGAAGGGCAUUUGGUGCUGGGAGGAGGGUACUUGUGUCUGCUCCUCGCAAACACUGAGUGAGAACGGAAAGUAAGGCGAGUUCUGAUGGUGACAAACAGGGACAAGAAAAAUGUUGUGCCCUUCAGGAGGUAAAGACAGCUUGAAAAAUCAUGCUUGUGGGGGAGGGAGGAGGAGGGGAGAGACAUCUGUGCUCGUUUAUUCAUUCAUGUUUCUACUAGCCUUUAUUAUAUUUAGACUACGCUAGAUGACACUAGAAGUAUUUUGCAUCUAAUGAUGAUCUAGGGAGGAGGAGUGCUCUGUAGCAGCCUUUACACCUCCUCCUGGCCCAAGUUUCUUUACACAUAUUUGACACUUUUGAUGCAGGUUAUGCAACACUGUCAUCCAAUGGAGGUGUAAGCUUGGAUCUUUUUUUGUUCAUUUGUUUUGCUUUGUACUUGCCAGUGGGUUGUAAUCAGACAGAAACAGAGGGAAAUCAAAGCACCACAAGACCUCUGCCCUUUUUGAGCUGACACAGGAAAGUCCUUAAUUUCUUUGACAGCUAAAUGGGAGAAAACAAAACACAAUGUUCCUUGUAUUUCUAAACAGUCACUGGAAUGAAAAAGGACCGAUUCUGAGAUGAAAGAAUUAAUCUUAGAGCUGGUGCUUGAAAAACAGUAGUGUCUGUGUUUGAUAUUUGGAGAAAUACUAAGCUGGGACAUUGUUAUAGCCUCUUUGGGUGCCUUUAUCUCUUAUAGAGAGGCAGAAAAAUGGAACCAGCUUAUUGCCUCUUAGAAGGUCUAUCAAGGACAUCAGGCAUAUGUUGUAAUUUCUGUAAACUGCUUUAAUCUGAUUUUAUUUUCUAUAAUAGUGACAUUUAACGAUCAUUUUGUCUUAAUCCGCUUUUCUUUGUCCGAAAGGAAAAUUCUUCGAAUGAAGGGAGAGGAAGGAAACAAAGCCGGCAGCCUCAGCAGCUCACAGCCGUGCCAGCUUUGUGUUGUUAGUCAGGAAUUGACCGAGUGGGUCUCUCCUGACAUGUUAAAACACCAUUUUCCUUUUGCUAUAUCCUGAUGAGUUCUGCCGGUUUUUACUCACACAAAACUCUCUCUGGUGUUUACAAUGAGAGUUAAUUUGGCUGGGGACUGAUCAGAAGCUUUAAAUGCACGGCUCCCAGUCCUUCCAGUACAAGGGCUGGCUCUGAAACCCUCUUGAUGUCUGACAGUCAUUCUGUUGAACCCAUCCUCAAAUAAAGUAUCACCAUGCAAGACAGAUCUGUACCUUUUAUACUUUAUCACAUCCUGUUUUACCAUUGCAGUGGGUUUUUCACUCGGGGGCUUUAUUUGACGCUGUCUCAGUGUCAUGGCCAUAAAUCAUGCUCUGUGCCCAACGCACUUUCCAGAGCCUGUGCACGCAAUGAUACGUACCAUGAAAUGCUGCCUGUCCUCACGCUCAAGUGGCGCAGAACGGGCCAAGUGGUGCUGUGGUUUCUCAUACAACGUCAGCAAGAGGGAUGUGCCUUGGCCUUCAUUAGCAGCAGUUUUAAAUGAGAUGCCUGAAGGGGAUUGUUGGGCUGCUGAGAUUUUUGCCCCCAUUCAGCUGCCAGUUCUCCUCUCUUAUCUCUCACGUUCACUCUGCUGGCUUUACCACUUCCUCGUAACGCAUUCCUGGAAAAGGGAGGGUGGGAACGGAAAUACUCCAUUACACCUCUCUCUACCAGUUUACAUUUCCACAGUGCAUACGGUAACGGACAAGCCAGACUCCUCCUGGGUUUAAGCACCACAUAUAAAUCUUCCCUAUUCAAUUAGAGCAAACCUAUGCUGCCAGCUACCACCGCCGACUGCCACAUGAGCAAGGGCUAAACCUGGCCAGAGGAGCUUCUGAUCAGGAAAUCAGAUUUUCUGGGGUCUGGAAGAGUCAAUAUGUUGGAUCAGAUUCAUCUGCUGGCUGCCGUGACAGUCCUGGGAGUCCUGGAGCAAGCCUACUUCUUCCUUCAGGUGAUCUAUGCUAGGAGAGCAUUUGGCAUUUCUCCUCCAAAAACUUCUGGCCCACCUGAAUUUGAGAGGAUCUUUCGAGCACAGGUGAACUCCUCUGAGUAUUUUCCCAUUUUCCUGGCACUUCUGUGGCAGGCUGGACUCUUCUUCCAUCAAGGUCUGGCCGCAGCCUUGGGUCUGCUCUAUCUCUACGUCCGCUACUGCUACUUUAUGGGAUACAGGACAUCGUCUUCAGAAAGGCUCACCCCAAUAUACUUCAGUGCUGGAGUUCUCUGGAUUCUCACUGCAGCUUCAGCCCUGGGCAUCCUGCAUUUCUUCCUCUCUCACUACUUCGGGCUGAAUGUCCUCCAGCUUCUCACAGCGUGACCUGCUCCUCUGUCCCUCGUUGGUGUCCUCGCCUUUGAGUCCUGCUCCCUCCAGCCCACGGUAACAGACUGGCUGUACUUAAAACAGCCCCCACUGACAAAUCCACCCUCACCUGAGUUUUUCGCACCUCCCUCCCCACUGCCCAGUGCCGGCAUGAACUGCUGAGCUCUUCAAGGAGGUAUUUUUUUCCCCAUGGCACUGUGUGUGCCGAGUGCUCCAUAUCUGGCCGUUCUGCCAUGCCUGAUGCGGAAACAACUACUCUCCAAAACAAGGAGAAUUUUAGGAAAACCGGACACAUAAAAGCAAAUUCGUCUCAGCAUGAGCUUCCCAAUGAGCUGACCCCAGGAACCGCCAUGUGUUCCACUUCCUCCAGCGGCUCUGCCUUCAGCCCAGGCACCAUCCAUGGGUUCAUGCCAGUUUUCCAAGGCCCACACCUAAGAAAGGCAUUUGUUUGAAACCAGAUGUGGGCUGAGGCAUAACAAAAGAGGCAAGGGAUAAACAGGAGCAGCCAUCAACAUGUUAUGCAAAACUCUUAUUAGUGCCCUCAUAAUGGUUACUAUGCCUGUGGGCAAUACUGUAAAUCAGAUCAAGCAAACUUUUAACCACUACUGCAUGUGUAACUCUGA
Molecule: messenger RNA, 3468 nt
Organism: Athene cunicularia (burrowing owl)
Lineage: Eukaryota; Metazoa; Chordata; Aves; Strigiformes; Strigidae
Product: leukotriene C4 synthase-like
Exons: 5
Coding region: 2405-2842 (145 amino acids)
Biological process (GO): leukotriene biosynthetic process
Cellular component (GO): membrane; endoplasmic reticulum; nuclear envelope
Molecular function (GO): enzyme activator activity; glutathione peroxidase activity; glutathione transferase activity
Source: RefSeq, a predicted model, not a curated record